CCUCAUCAGAUAUAGAAGAUUAUAAGAGAAAUCCCCGUUCGUGAAGGGACUAGUAAAUAAUUUAAUUUAACGAAAUAGAAAAACAAUGGGAAGGAUUCCUUGCUGUGAGAAGGAUAAUGUGAAGAGAGGACAGUGGACCCCCGAGGAGGACAACAAGCUCUCUUCCUACAUCGCACAACACGGCACCCGAAACUGGCGUCUCAUCCCCAAAAAUGCCGGCCUUCAGAGAUGUGGGAAGAGCUGCCGGCUACGAUGGACCAACUACCUCCGCCCGGAUCUCAAGCACGGCGUAUUCUCAGACUCCGAAGAGCAGACCAUCGUCAAGCUCCACUCCGUCGUCGGGAACAGGUGGUCGUUGAUAGCAGGGCAACUGCCAGGGCGAACAGAUAACGAUGUGAAGAACCACUGGAACACGAAGCUGAAGAAGAAGCUGUUGGGCAAGGGUAUCGACCCGGUGACCCACAAGCCCUUCUCCCAUCUCAUGGCCGAGAUUGCUACCACGGUUCCCCCGCUGCAAGUAGCCCACCUCGCUGAAGCUGCCCUCGGCUGCUUCAAGGACGAAAUGCUGCACCUCCUUACCAAGAAGCGGGCGGAUUUCCCUGCAAACGGUACUGAUGUCGGUGAUGGCACGGGCUUCCCCUAUGCAAUGAGCCCCGUGGAGGACAAGGAAGAGACUGUUCAGAAGAUCAAGCUAGGGCUCUCUCGAGCUAUCAUGCAGGAGCCUGGAACCGAUAAGAGCUGGGGCUUAAUGGAGAACGGAGAGCCAUCAGAUGGGCUUCCUGUUGUGUCAAUGUGCGAUGAUGAUUUGUAUCGAACGAUAGGGGAUGAGUUCAGGUACGAGGGACCAUCGUAUGCGAAUGGCGAGGGGUCAGCAUGGAGCCAGAGCAUGUGCACGGGUAGCACGUGCACUGGGGGCGGUGGAACACCAGACUGUCAUGUAUUGCACGAGAAACACAGUGACGACGAGGGGGUGGAGGCUGAAGGCAAGAGGAGGAAAAUCGAUGCUGGGCUUUUCGGCUCUGAUGGUGUUUUAUGGGAUUUGUCUGAUGACCUUAUGAUGAAUCACAUAGUUUGAUCAACUGAUCGGGGCGUAGAAUUAACUAAUAUAUCAAAAAGAAUCUAAAAAUAAUUAUCUCGUAAAAAGGUCGUAGCCUGUGAGAGAGUAAAUGAAAGCAAAUUGAGAAGCUUAUUUCUGUAAACUAUUGGUACAACAAAUAUAUAGAACUCUUUUUUUUUUC
Messenger RNA from Asparagus officinalis (garden asparagus), 1238 nucleotides. Its product is annotated as transcription factor MYB80. The record is from RefSeq and is a predicted model, not a curated record. The transcript has 3 exons. The coding region runs from base 86 to 1075 and encodes 329 amino acids. NCBI's taxonomy places the organism in Eukaryota, Viridiplantae, Streptophyta, Magnoliopsida, Asparagales, Asparagaceae.